Messenger RNA from Jaculus jaculus (lesser Egyptian jerboa), 922 nucleotides. RefSeq names its product nucleolar protein 3 (gene Nol3). The transcript has 4 exons. Lineage: Eukaryota; Metazoa; Chordata; Mammalia; Rodentia; Dipodidae. Gene Ontology annotation, molecular function: caspase binding; death receptor binding; cysteine-type endopeptidase inhibitor activity involved in apoptotic process. Gene Ontology annotation, cellular component: mitochondrion. The record is from RefSeq and is a predicted model, not a curated record. Gene Ontology annotation, biological process: negative regulation of release of cytochrome c from mitochondria; negative regulation of extrinsic apoptotic signaling pathway; negative regulation of intrinsic apoptotic signaling pathway. The coding region runs from base 153 to 785 and encodes 210 amino acids.
CCCUUUCUGCACUGUCAUGUCCUGCCCCAGGAGUGGGGCCACCCGAAACGCUCUGGACUGCGAGCUCUACCUACUCCACCAGCGGGGAAGGGAAGGGAAACAGAUUAGACAGAAUCGCGCCUCAUCCCCAGCAGCUGCGAGCAGCUGUGCCCAUGGGCAACGCGCAGGAGAGACCCUCGGAGACCAUUGACCGCCAGCGGAAACGCCUGGUGGAGUCGUUGCAGGCCGACUCCGGGCUACUGUUGGACGCGCUGGUGGCACGGGGCGUGCUCACCGGGCCCGAGUACGAGGCGCUGGAUGCUCUGCCCGAUGCGGAGCGCAGGGUACGCCGGCUGCUGCUGCUGGUGCAGAGCAAGGGCGAGGCCGCCUGCCAGGAGCUGCUGCGCUGUGCCCAGCAGACUGCGCGCGCGCCGGACCCCGCCUGGGACUGGCAGCACGUGGGACCUGGCUACCGGGACCGCACCUAUGACCCUUCGUGUCCAGGCCACUGGACGCCUGAAGCACCCAGUUCGGGUCUCACAUGUCCCGGGCUGCCCAGAGUUUCUUGUCAAGAUGAGGCCGGGGGUUCUGAAGGCUCUGAGGCAGUACAGUCCAGAACCCCAGAGGAGCUAGAGCUGGAAGCUGAGGCCUCUGAAGAGGCAGAACCAGAACCCCAAAUGGAUCCGGAAAUAGAGCCAGAACUGGAGCCUGAUCCAGAACCGGAACCGGAGGCAGAACCAGAGCCUGAUCCAGAACCAGAGCCGGAGCCCGACUUCCAGGAAGCUGAGGAGGAUGAAGGUUCCUGAAGCCCAAGAGUGCUGACCUGUCCUUGCCUGCCCAAGCCCAAACUGGAUAAGACCUGGGACUCUACCAAAGCUCGAUCUGAUACCAUUUCCAGCUGGCCUGCUGGAAGUGAAUAAACUCUAUAGAGGGUUGGCCUGGG